AUGAAAAUUUCAUCUAGAAUAGCAGUAUCAUGCUUCUCGAGAUAUUUUCACAAGAUUGCUAGCGUUAAGAGCAGGAGUGCAGGAAGGAACGGCAUACAGCUUUUUAUUUUAACUAGAUAUUUUUCAAUGAAAACUAGAGCAUGCAGUUCCGAUAUAGAAAUCGAUCUAUAUAAAUCAAGUGAGACAAUAUAUGCCCUCUCCACUGCACCUGGAAGAGCUGCUAUUGCUACUAUUCGAAUCUCUGGACCACAUUCACUUCUGAUAUAUAACAGUCUCUGUCCUGCAACUUUACUCCCAAGGCCCCGCCAAGCUGUGAUUCGCAAACUUUACGAUCCUCUUAACCGUAAAAUUAUACUAGAUAAUACUGCACUUGUUCUUCAUUUUCCGGCACCCAAGUCAGUGACUGGAGAAGAUGUCCUUGAAUUCCAUAUUCAUGGAGGACCAGCAACUCAGAAAGCAGUCUUAUCAUCUAUUUCAAAGUGUGCGUCAACCAUGAAUUCUAUUCGUUAUGCAGAGCCAGGAGAGUUCACCCGAAGAGCAUUUUAUAAUAAUAAGAUUGACCUAGCGCAGGUUGAAGCCCUCUCUGAUAUGCUAUCUGCUGAAACAGAACAGCAAAGACGCGCUGCAGUGCGUGCAGAUUCGAACAAGCUAGGAAAAUUAUAUGAUUCAUGGCGAGAAAAACUGCUGCAUGCACGUGGGGAGAUAGAAGCCUUGAUUGAUUUUUCCGAAGACCAGCAUUUUGAUGUUUCGUCGACUGAGCUACUGGCAAAUGUUACCCGGCGUGUUAACGAGAUUGUGUGUGAAACUUUUAAACACGAGGCCGCAAGUCACUGCGGAGAACUACUUAGAAAAGGAAUUAAAAUAUCACUACUUGGUCCACCUAAUACAGGGAAAAGCUCACUCCUUAAUAGGAUUGUUAAGAGAGAAGCAUCUAUUGUAAGUCAAGAAGCAGGAACCACUCGGGACAUAGUUGAAAUGAGUCUUGAGAUUCAUGGCUACCUAUGCACCAUCGCAGAUACUGCAGGCUUGAGAAGUGGCACAACUCAAAACACAUGGAAUCCCAUAAUAGGCAAAAUCGAAGAAGAGGGAAUCCGAAGAGCAAAACUAAAAGCUAGCGAGUCAGAUAUAGUAAUCUUAAUGUCCUCAUUGGAGUUCAAUGAAUCCUCAAACCAUUACUUUAUAGAGGUUGAUAUGAAUUCAUUGGGUCUAUUAAAAAAUACUAAAUAUUCCCUGAUCAUUGUCAAUAAAUGUGAUCUAGCCAUCUGCUCGGAUCAUCUCAAAACACUCCUAGAUAAUUUCAAAUCCAGAGUAGCAAAAGAAUAUUUUCCAAAUACGCCUCCAGAGAUUAUACCGGUGUCUUGCCAUAUCCUUGAUACUAAGACACAAAAUCUUGAGAAUGAUCAGGGGAAUAUUCCAUAUCUGAUAUCGAGGAUAGCUUGUCUAUUCAAAGAAAUGACCGACAUGCCGAUAGAUAUGAGAGAUCUCAUAGGUGUUACUGAACGCCAACAGCUCCUUCUUUCUUCUUGCCGCACCCACCUCCAAAACUUCAAAAACGAAACUGAUAUUGUUCUUGCAGCUGAAAAUCUCAGGCUCGCUGCAACCUACCUAGCAAGAAUUACAGGAAGAGGAGAAGCAGCAGACACUGAAGAGAUACUUGGAAUAAUCUUUGAUAAGUUUUGCAUAGGUAAAUGA
Molecule: messenger RNA, 1692 nt
Organism: Blumeria graminis f. sp. triticale
Lineage: Eukaryota; Fungi; Ascomycota; Leotiomycetes; Helotiales; Erysiphaceae
Source: the annotation of a GenBank genome assembly